Molecule: messenger RNA, 291 nt
Organism: Ostertagia ostertagi
Lineage: Eukaryota; Metazoa; Nematoda; Chromadorea; Rhabditida; Trichostrongylidae
Source: the annotation of a GenBank genome assembly
AUGCAUUCUGUUGGAAACGGUCGACCGAUCCUGACCGACAGAAAGCUCCUGGAAGAGAUUGUCGAUUACGUGAAGCGCUACGACCUAUUCUCUUCAGUGGUGGUCACCAGCUUUCACCCAGUCGUUCCGUUCAUGAUUAACAAGAAGGAAUCGCGGUUGUUAACAGGUCUAUCAUACUCGCGCCAUGGAAUCACAUCAUAUUUCGAGAAGGCUCACCCACGUAACCUUCCCUACAAAUACUUCGGGCAAUUUCUCGAUGAAACGCAACACUUUGGUAGGCUUGUUUUUUGA